This is a messenger RNA of Penicillium chermesinum, 447 nucleotides long. RefSeq lists its product as uncharacterized. The transcript is spliced from 3 exons. Lineage: Eukaryota; Fungi; Ascomycota; Eurotiomycetes; Eurotiales; Aspergillaceae. Bases 1 to 447 code for a protein of 148 amino acids. The record is from RefSeq and is a predicted model, not a curated record.
AUGUCCACCCGCAAGAGGAAGAACGACCCUGAGGAGGAGCUUCAGGCUCUCCCCAGCGACGAGAGCGAAGAGGAAGAAGAGUACGAAGACUCUGAACCCGACGUGAGCGACGAGGGCGAUGAAGACGAAGAGGAAGAAGGGGAGGAGGAAUUCGACGAAGACGAAGAAGAGGAAGAGGGCGAAGAUGAAGGUCCCCCAGCAGCCAAGAAGCGCAAGACUAAGCCUGCUGCCGCCGCGGCAGACGACGAGGUCGCUGCAAAUGGCGCCAAUGGCGAUGAAGAAGACAAGGAGGAAGAAGAGGAAGAGGAGGAAGAGGAAGGCGAGGAAGAAGGUGCUGGUGAUACUGCUAAGACUAGUGGUCCGGCACAGGCUGCCGCCAAGGCCAAGGGCGACCAGAUCCCUAAGGAAGCCGAUCUCGCUGAGGUGGAGGACGAGGGCGACGAGUAA